UCAGUGUAGGUAGCGCACAGGUGGGACUGGCGCGCAGCGAAGCAGAACGCAGACGACGGGGGUGACAUAUAAAGUGACAACCAGUCAAACCACGGCAGUUUGAGAUCUUGUCGCGACAGAUUUGAACUUUCUUCCAAUUUUUUCUUCUAUUUCACCAAGUGCUGAUUUCCAUUCACCACGGCAUUAGACAAAUGAGAUUCGAUUCGUGUGAGUUUUGUUGUGUUAGGGUUAGGACAUCGGUAGAUGCCCACGACGCGUGGUCAGUCGAUGGUCAGCUUAGUCAAGAGAAUAAACCUCGAGUAACUUGAACAGUAACACACUCAUCAAACCAUUUGUAUAAGGGUCAAGUGUUUUCAAGCCAAUAUCAAGCAAAAGCGUAAAACAUCUUUGGACUAGUUUAUCUCAAAGAAAUCCUCGCCAGCACUACCAACCAUGCCUUUUAGUUUUUUCCGCAAGAACAAAAAAAUGCUCAAGGAUAAGAGCAAGAGCACCAUGGAUCUGCCCCACAACUUCUCCCAGCCGCCCGACGUCGUCGUGGCCAAGAGAGAGGACAACGUCGGCAGUCUGUCGGACCUCCGACAGGAGAAGCCGGUCACCCAGCCCGACCUGGUGACCAUCAUGACCAAAAUCCACAAAAACAAAAGCAAAAGCCUACAGCGGCUGGACAAAUCUCAGAAAAGUAAAAGCUUGUGGAGUCUCUUCGACAGCAAGGACAAGAACAAUAACUCUAAGAGCAAUGAACACAGUCUUUCAUUCAAAGAGAAGGUUCGGAUGUCUGCGCCAUUCAGAAAGAAUAGCUCAAGCAGUAGCAAAUCUGACAGCUCGUCCAGUAAUAAAAAAAGCAAUAAAAGUGACGACGAGCCGAUGGUCAACAACAACGUGACGCCACCCAGACACAGAUCCUCCAGGAAACGUCCCCUGGGGUCCAGCAAUGAGAACCUGACCCCCGGGAUGGACAAGAGACAGUCGUACAUCAAUCAGCUUGAUGCCUACAUAGAAUACCUGAAGAGGGAGGACAACAACACGCCCAACAUCUACAACCGUCUGUGCUGUGCCCAGUUCCUGAGGACCUGCCUGCUCAGACAGCAGAUUCUCAUCAACAGAUCUAACGAACGCUUGGACAACGCCCAGCACAGCCCACAAAGUGCCUCCCCCCAGCUUGUACGCAGCUUUUCAAUACGCAGCAGCAGCAGAAGGCUGGGAGCACCAGCUGGCAAUACAGCACCUAGGGGAGAAAUCUGUGACAAUGGCGUCCUCACCCACGUGGACAGUGACGAGGCGUUCGUUGGGAGGGCCUUGUCUUCGUCUACAUUUAGUUUGUGUACCAACUCUUCUGAUAAAGAUUUGGAGCUCAACUCAGACUCGCCUCAAGAUUCAGACGACAACACGUCAUGUGGCCAGAGCCAGUCUAAAUCUUCCAACCAAAGGUUCACCAUGUCAGUUUUUCCUCAAGAUAUAGAGAUUUAUUAACUGUUUAAAAUUAUCCUGACACAUGUGCCACGUUUUUCAAGAAAGUGUUUUUAAAGAAUCUUAAAUUCAUCAUUUUGCUCAUGUUUUUUGUGUCAUUUAGUGCAAUUUAAAGCAAAAGAAAUGUUCAUUUUGUAAUUUUGUUAUUACUUCAUAAUAAGUGACUGGUAUAUCACACUGAGUAUUAUAGUAAAUAAAUUUUUAAACCCUCUGUACAAUACUUCCUAGAAUGUUAGGUCUAUUUUCUGCCAUAAUCAAAUGUAGAGAAAUCCUUCUUCAUCUAAUAUGCAUCAUCUUGCUCUAUACAUGCUCCAGUUGUAAUUUAUCUCGUGUAAAGAAUCCAAUUUUUUAUGUAACCUAUUCAUUACCAUAGCCGUGACGUCACCGUUUGGCCGUCAUUGAGUGGUGAGAUAACAUGUUAUGUACUCAUUCUAUUUAAAGCGGGUUUUUAUUUAUUUCAAUGUAUAUGUGUUAGUAUCCAAGAUAAUAACCGUUGACUAAAUGCUAUGUGCUUUAAUGUCGCGUGUUAUUCAACAUUGUAUGAGCCAUUGAAUAUUUUAGUAUUUAAUCUAAUUGUAAUGUCUGAUCCAUCCAGUUGUUACUAUGGCAACCUUGUCUUUCAUGUAUAUUCAGGUGUGUAAUCUGGAGGAAGUGCUACUGUCAUAUACUAGAUUAUUGUAUGGUUUUGUAUGAGAAAAGCCCUAGAAAGUAGUAAGAAUGUAUCUUAUGUAAGACCUAUCUAUUGAAAUCCGUAGAAUGGCUAGUGUAUAUCACCAAGGAUCCCAUGUGUUCAAGUCGGUCGUCUCCUUGUAGGUUAGACACGAGAUUAGCGUGAGUUUCAUGAGAUUAACGUGAUUAGUAGGAUCACGUGCAUGAUAUUAGUGUGAUAUUUGUCAGUGUGAUAUUCGUGUCCGUGUUAUUUUUUAAGUUACUUUGAAUAAAAUGUUACCAUGUUACAAUGA
Molecule: messenger RNA, 2429 nt
Organism: Physella acuta
Lineage: Eukaryota; Metazoa; Mollusca; Gastropoda; Physidae
Source: RefSeq, a predicted model, not a curated record